AAUAUACGAUUUGCGUGGACAGAUUUUGGCAAUUAAUACGUUGAGUUUGUACUACUUGUGUAGUCUCCAUGGUGUGCAUCUUGAACAAUAAGUAUGGUUUAUUACAUGAUGCGCCCAUAUUGACGUAAUCAGACAUCUAUUCCAUAAAUCCUUACAACGAAGAGGAUAAGGAGUGAUUGUUUAAGAAGGAAUUGUUAUGAAAGGGCCAUGUUAUACAAAGAUUACUUGUAUUAUAAUCCCUAUUAACGUGAAAGAGUCAUAAUCAGACAUAAGUUUGUAACCAAUGCUAUAGGCACAUGAUUUUCAGUUCAUGGGUGCUUCAUAUACAAGAAAAACUAAUACGAAAAUGAAUAGACCUACUUCAAAUUCAGAAAAAAUAAGUGGAGAUAGCCAUCCUAGCAGUAAUGCGAGGCCCUUGUCUAUAGAAGGGCCACGUACUUCAAAUGAUCCAGCACAGCCAGUGCAGGAACAACCAAAACAACCUAAUGAUCUUCAAGGUCUUCUGCGAUUUGCUGUUGAAGCAUCACAAGCAGGAGGUGCGACAUACGAGCCUCAAUUUCAACCUCUGGAUGAAGAAAAGAAAAAGUUCUUAAGUGAAGCUUUAUCUUCAUUAACUGUAAAUGUUAUAGAAGAAUUACAGAAAGCUAUUAAAAUAUUAUCAAAUGUUGCGGAUCUCCGGCCUGAUGGUAACUCCUCUGAAUAUGAUGCAGCUCUUGAGCGAAUUGCAGAUUUUGUUGAUAAUAUUGACGUUGCCAAUGAUUUUUACAAAAUUGGUGGCUUUUCAAUAUUUGGCCCGUGUCUUAAUUCUUCUCACAGUAGCAUCAGGUGGAGAACAGCAGAUAUAAUUGCAGAGUUGACACAAAAUAAUCCAUUUUGUCAACAAAGAAUUUUAGAAUGCGGAUUAUUUCCAAUAUUAUUAGAAAUGGUAGAUAAGGAUCCUUCAGAAGCUGCAAGAAUCAAAUCUUUAUAUGCUAUAUCAUGUAUAGUAAGAGGACAACCAAUGUCUUUACAAUACAUGGACAAAAACGAUGGUUAUUCUGUUCUUUUAAGAGCUAUGCAAAGUUCGGUGAAAAAGUUACAGAUUAAAUCUGCCUUUUUACUCUCAUCACUUUGUAACAAAGAUAAUUCAGAUAAUUUAAAAAUUACUUUAGUUAAUAUGGGAUUAAUUGAACAAACAACUGGAUUACUUGGAUCAAAUGAUAUUUCUCCAGAAAUAAGAGAACAAUUAUUAAAUAUUCUUACCGGUUUAACAAAUAAUACCUUUUUACCAGCAUUACGAGAAUGUCGCAAACCAAAACUAUGUUUGAAAUUAAUACUUGAACAAUGUUUAAAAGAAUUAACAUCAGAAGAUAAAGAAGAAAUAGAUAUGUGUAAUCAAUUAUUAGACAAAAUAUUUUCCGACAGUGAUAUUAUUGAAGAAAGAUAAAUAUAAUAUAUUUCUAAUUGUAUUAUUUCAAAUUAUGAUUGUAAAAAGCAAUUUAAUAACAAGGAUAACAAUAACAAUGUCCCUAGAGUGAUACCGUUUGAAUGCUUUAAUUUGUUUUAUUCUAAUUUAUUAAAUAUAAGUAAAAAUGA
Polistes canadensis is the source of this 1575-nucleotide messenger RNA. Its product is annotated as hsp70-binding protein 1-like. The transcript is spliced from 6 exons. The coding region runs from base 311 to 1426 and encodes 371 amino acids. Lineage: Eukaryota; Metazoa; Arthropoda; Insecta; Hymenoptera; Vespidae. The record is from RefSeq and is a predicted model, not a curated record.